Molecule: messenger RNA, 3564 nt
Organism: Cryptosporidium ubiquitum
Lineage: Eukaryota; Apicomplexa; Conoidasida; Eucoccidiorida; Cryptosporidiidae
Exons: 1
Coding region: 1-3564 (1187 amino acids)
Biological process (GO): intracellular protein transport; COPII-coated vesicle cargo loading; endoplasmic reticulum to Golgi vesicle-mediated transport
Cellular component (GO): endoplasmic reticulum exit site; COPII vesicle coat
Molecular function (GO): zinc ion binding; SNARE binding
Source: RefSeq, a predicted model, not a curated record
AUGAGAGUUUAUCCAAAUUUCAACACGUCAAAUUACUCACAAAAUGGAAAUACUUUACCGAUAAAUAACACUCCUAAUCAAGCAAAUAAUUCGUCAGCCAUUCAAAAUGCAUCCUCACAACAAAGUAUGCCUCAAUACGCCCAGAAUUAUCCCGUAAUUAACAACAAAUAUGGUAGCAGUCAGACAAACAAUUACCUACAAAAUACAAAUAAUCAGCAAAUGAACAAUAACCAACACAAUCAGGGAAACAAUAAUGCUACAAUUAAUCCAAAUCAGAGUUAUAACUAUAAUAUAUAUAACAAUUCCACAAAUUUACAACCACAAUCUGUUCACCAGGGUUCACACCCUUCUUUGAACUAUUCAAACAUUCAAACUACUGGCUCCUCAUAUAAUAGUGCUUCAGGAAUGAAUUUCCCGCCCCAACCAGAAUCAAGAAUUAACACCCCCCCCAUGCAACAAAAUAUGACAUCGGCGCCACAUUCUGGCUCUUCUACAAUAUUCCAGCCAGGUCAGUAUCAGACAAAUUUACAAGCUCAAGAGCGCCAAUACCAUCAGCAACAACAACAGCAACAGCACCAACAACAAUAUCAACAACAACAAUAUCAACAGCAACAGCAACAACAACAGCAGCAACAACAAUAUCAGCAACAACAACAACAACAGCAACAGCAACAACAACAACAGCAACAAUAUAUGACUGAGAAUUCGACCAAUUUUGUUACGUCUUUAACUAAACCAGUACAAUCUAGAGUAGAUCCAUCGCAAAUACCGAGACCAAUAUUUGGAAACAUAACUGAGAAAGAUUGUAAUAUUUAUGAAAGUGACAAGUAUUCAUUUCCACCAAAUUCUCUUGUAGAGCCACAUUCAAUGCUUAUAGAUAGAGGAAAUGCGACAAGCAAGUUCUAUAAAUUAACUCUAAAUCAAAUUCCAAGUCAACAUUCAAUUCUACAGUCAAUGAAACUUCCAUGUGCAGCGAUCAUCCAACCAUUUCCACUUUUGAAUGAGUUUGAGAAGCCAGUACCAAUUGUGAACUCCUCAUCUAAUAUAGAACCAAUAAGAUGUAUAAGAUGUAGAGCUUAUGCAAACCCAUUUACUUGUGUUUCUCAAAGUGGUAGCCAGUGUCUUUGCAAUUUUUGUGGGCACACAUUUGACAUUCCAAUGGACUACUUAAGGUUAUUACAAUCUCAAGUUAAGACGCAAAGUUAUCAAUUUCCAAGUGAAGACCAAAACAACUAUCCUGAGAUAUAUCAUGGUGUUGUGGACUACUAUGCUCCGGCGAGUCUCGGUGUAACUACAACUCCAGAACUACCUUGUUACUGCUUUGUAAUUGAGGCUUCUUCCAUGGCAUUGCAAGGAAACGUUACAAACCUUAUUUUAUACUGUCUUAAACAUAUUUUCACCCAGCUGGCACAGAGUUCACCAGAAUCCAACGUUAUUCUUAUACUCUAUUCAAGGGAAAUCCUCUUAUUUCCAUACCAAAAGUUGAAUGAAGAUUCAAAGCCUCCAAUUAAAAUGUGUGUAAUAUCAGACAUAAUGGAACCCUUUCUUCCUUGUCCUUUAUCAGAACUGUGUGUCCCUGUUGCACAAGGACUUGAAUUUCUUCAUGAACUUAUUGAUCGAAUUCCUUCUUUAAUAAUCUCACACUCAACUCCUCAUAAUGCAUACUUUUCUGCAGUUUCUCUCGCCACCCAAAUAUUUAAAACAAGAAAUUCUACAGGGUCUAUCUUUUCUUUUGUAAAUUCUGUACCUAAUAUUGGGUUUGCCGCCAUAAAUACUAAAGAGACCAAUGUGGCACCUAAAUCUCCACCUCGCAGAGCUUCUAAAGGGAUGAAGCCGUCAUUGGGGUUUGUUUCUGGGUAUUUAGUGCACAAUAUUCAGCAACUGGAUACUAUAAUUCAAGCUUGUAGAGAAAAUAACGUUUCUCUGGAUACUUUUAUUGUAACAGACAUUGGCGAAAGUGGUUCUUCAACACGAGAGCAAAUCCAGGGAGCUUCCAGUCCUAGUGGAGGUAUGGGAGCAAUAUUUGGCGCCAAUUCAGUACCUACUAGUACAUUUGCAUAUUUAUCACAGCACACAGGUGGGAAAACACGUUUGUUUGCGGAGUUUCCUUUUGAAAAGAUUUAUAGAGAUAUUUACCAAACCCUUUGCAGUAUAUUCUUUCUACAAAAUGUGGCUUAUGACUGUACAUUUAAGCUACGUUGUUCGAAAGGUAUUGCAGUAUCGAAGAUAUAUGCACCAUGGACAGCAGGUAGUCCAACUCCAGACCUUUCAGCUUUCCAAAUUCCCAAAUUAGAUAGCAGUACUGCAAUAGCAUUCCUUCUCCGUCAUGAGGAGAAUUUGGAACAAAGAAAGAGCGUCUUCCUGCAAGCUGCUUGUUUAUAUACAUGCAAAGAUAAACGGCAAAGACUAUUGAGAGUACUUACUAUAUCUAUUCCGGUUACUACUAGCAUUACUACAGCUUUUAGAUAUGCUUCUAUUGAACCUAUAAUCAAUAUUUAUGCAAGAAUGGCAGCCCACCAUAUUGUAUCAAAAGGCCAGAGAGGCUUUUCUGGGUCCUCUGGUUCCUCUUCUGUAGGAUCAUCAGGAGCUAUAGCUGCAGCAACAUCAGUAGUUCCCGGACUACCAUUCUCUACUAAUAAAAACUCCAGUGCAAUCCUCACUGCUUGGAAACAAGAGACUCUAAAUUCAAUUAUCGACAUGCUAUUUUCAUACAGAGAACAUUGCGCAAAUACAUCAUCAACUGGACAACUUAUUCUUCCUGAUUCUCUUAAGCUCACUCUAAUUUAUAUUUCAUCAUUAUUUAAGUAUCCAUCACUGAUGCCACUGAACACUGUUUUAGAGUUUAAUGUAUCAGAACAGCUGGUUGGAUUGUAUGAGCUUCUUCAUGCGUCAGUAAGCUUCACUACUGCUAUGCUUUACCCUAGACUCUAUCCUUUGCAUCAUUCUAUAAUUUUAUCAGAAUCUACUAACGACCUGCAAAAGCUUGAAUCUGUUGGACUUCCUUACCAGAUUUCUCUCCAAAAUGAUUUAUCUAACAAUACUGGAAAUAACCCCAAUUUAAUGAGCAUAAGCAAUUCCAUUUCUGGAUCUACUUUACCAUCUGAGGCUACUAAGAUCACCAGGUACUGGCUGAAUCACUCAAUUGCCUGUUCUGGAGAAAGAAUCCUCUCGGAUGGAAUUUAUGUAUUAGAAAAUGGAAGGGAAAUAUAUCUUUAUGUUGGACCCCAGGUAGACUCUGGAGUCAUUUCAACACUUUUUGGCGCCAGUUCUAUCAAUUUUGAAAACUUUAACAGACUCUCCUUUCCUCCUGAAGACUAUUCACCUACAAUGGAAACUAAUAUUGAUAUUUCUAAACGCAUUUCAAAUGUAAUACAACAAAUUAGAAAUGAUCGAUUUUCUGUAAAUUGUUACAUACCUGUCAUUUUGGUCUCUCCAGUCUCACAAAAGGUCGAGGCCAAGUUUAAGGCUAUGUUGGUUGAGGAUUCAUAUGGCUUUGAAACUACUUAUGUUGACUUUUUGUGCAACGUCCAUAAGUUGGUCCAAAGCAAAAUAGUUGACUCAUAA